This is a messenger RNA of Gongylonema pulchrum, 264 nucleotides long. The record is from the annotation of a GenBank genome assembly. NCBI's taxonomy places the organism in Eukaryota, Metazoa, Nematoda, Chromadorea, Rhabditida, Gongylonematidae.
AUGUGGAAACUUGGUAGAAUUGUCGAAAUGAGAAAAGGAAAAGGAGUAAUACGUAGAGCAACGGUGCAGCUAGCAAAUGGAACUCGAUGGAUAAGGCCUGUUAGUCUUCUACUACCAAUGGAAAUAACUGGCGAUGAAACAGAAAGCACAGAAGAGUUUGGCGUUGAUGAUUGCGAGCAAGAAGAAAUGAUUAAGGAAGCAACGAAAAAUAUCGUUGAUCCGAAUAUGGAAAGAGAGGAAUCCGAAAGCGACGAUCUGCCUUGA